UGCAGGCUGUGAAACGGACACACGUGCGAACGCAGGUCACAUAUAGAAUGAACAGUUGCGAGCAUGUAUUCAACAAAGCACACAGAGAAGCGCAAUGGGGGAUUCCACUAUGAUACGCAAGGACGGCGACGACAUGGAGUCGGGCACAUUGUCAGAGCCGCCAACGCGCGGGGUCAACGAUGGGGCAACAAUCGUUGGAUCUUUCGGGUCUCUUGUCUCGACAAUGGCGGCGAGGCAAGGCGUAUCUGAAAUGAUGGAGACCGAUGCGGACCAGAAUGUUGAAAGCCAGACCGUGAAGGUGGCACCAGAGCAGGUGGCAGCAACAACAGAGAAAACGAAGAAAGGUGAGGGAUAUCGCGAACACAUUUCCAUAAUAGAUAUGAGAUCGGAGAGUACGGGCGAGGAUAUGAUCCAAGAUAACGACCAGAAAGAUGACCACGCUGCACCACGAGUGGAAGGUGACGACGAAGAGGACGCGCAACGACCGAGGCGGUCAACGAGAGCAGUAAUUAAGAAAAUUGUGUUUGAUGCGUAGGAAAGCCUUAGAUGGGCAUGAGCGUUUACACGUUUCAGGUUAUAUUGAUGGUCGCCACAAAUCAUGAUGCGAUAUUCACCCGGUCCUCACAUGGGAUGUCUACACAUUUCUUGUUAACUUGAUAGGUUGUCGCUGGGUACUAUGUUAGAAAACUAUGUUAGACAGGAAUGGGUAUAAACACAUUUUGGGUUAUAUUGUUGUCUUAAUGGAAGUGUUAUUGUGACAUUGAAAUUCUCGAAACUGUAGUGCCGAUAAUAGAGGGUGCCCCAUCUCGAUACGUAUGUGUGUGUGUGUGUGUGUGUGUGUGUGUGUGUGUGUGUGCAUCUGUGUGAGUAGGCAGAGGUCGACUCGUCACCAACGUUAGGUUUUGUGUGUGGAUUAAAUUGUAUGUGCGUGCUUGGUAUAGUUUUAUAAUAAAGGCAUAUGAAAACA
Messenger RNA from Chara braunii, 967 nucleotides. The record is from the annotation of a GenBank genome assembly. Lineage: Eukaryota; Viridiplantae; Streptophyta; Charophyceae; Charales; Characeae.